Molecule: messenger RNA, 1755 nt
Organism: Paramecium octaurelia
Lineage: Eukaryota; Ciliophora; Oligohymenophorea; Peniculida; Parameciidae
Source: the annotation of a GenBank genome assembly
AUGAAAUCAUAUAUUAUAGAUAAAGACUUAGGAUAAGGAACAUUCAGCAAAGUUAAAUUGGGGAUUCACAAGCUCACUGGUGAAAAGGUAUAGUAACAUCGUUAGUUGAAUUUAGGUGGCUAUAAAGAUAAUUGACAAGACCAAAUAACAGGAGUCUGAUUAUGUAAGGAUUCAUCGUGAGAUUUCGAUUCUGAGAAAACUAAGACACCCUAAUGUGGUGCAAUUAUUUGAAGUAAGCCAUUUGCAUAGUAGAUUGUCGAAAGUGACACCAAGUUGUACAUUGUUACUGAAUAUGCUAGUGGAGGAGAGCUCUUUGACCAUAUAGUGCGCAAUAAACGUCUUGAGGAACGAGAAGCUGCUAGACUAUUCAUCUAAUUGAUACAUGCAGUUACUUAUAUUCACGAUCAUCAAGUCGUUCAUAGAGAUUUAAAACCAGAAAAUGUACUACUCAACGAAGGCACUCUUAAAGUAGUUGAUUUUGGAUUAUCCUCCACUUAUCAGCCUGGACAGAAAUUGAAAACGCCUUGUGGCAGUCCUUGUUAUGCAGCUCCUGAAAUGUUACAGGGACUCUCCUACGAUGGUCUAUUUACUGAUAUAUGGUCUAGUGGAAUCAUAUUGUAUGCGAUGAUUUGUGGGUAAUUCUAUAAACUUAAUUUCAGUUGCGUCCCUUUUGAGGAUCAAAAUACAAAGAGAUUAUAUGAAAAGAUCAAGACUUCCGAUUUCCAUUUACCCAAACAUGUUAGCUUGUAAGCAGGUGAUUUACUCAAGAAAUUACUGAUGAAGGAUCCUUAAUAAAGGAUUACACUACAAGAAAUCAAGAAUCAUGACUUCAUCAAAUUUGCUGGUUAAUAUUCUAUCCCUCAUUCACUUAAGAUUGACAAUGAUAUUGUACAAUAAAUGGUGUAAUAUGGAUUGUCCAAUCAAUCAGAAAUCAUUGAGUAGAUUCAAAACAAUAAGCAUAAUCAAAUUACAACUACCUAUUACCUUUUACAAAAUAAAAACCCUUAAUCCCAAUAGCAAUUUCAGUAAUCAACAUUCAAUAAAAUUACAUAACAACUUAUUUCUUAGGUACCACACAGUCAAAUCAACGAAAAUACUCCCUACAUAUUUAAAAUCAAACUUAAGAGCAAAUCUCCAUAUCAAUAACAAGAUAAACAAAAUGAUGUUACAUUAGCACACAUUACGUCAUCUCCAAGAAAAAAUCAUUUAGAAAAUUCAAACAAUAUUUCUAUUACUAAAAAGAUGUAUAUAAUUAUUAAAAAAUAUUUCCAAUAGACGAACCAAAACUAGAUCUCAAGAACCAAUUCAAAAACGUGAACCUUCUCUUAGCAAUCAAUAACCACUCACCAAACAAACAAAACAAGUUUAAAUUGGAGAAUUCUUUAAGAAAACUGAUAAUGAUUAAUUUGUAAACCAACCACGAUAAAGUUCCAUCCCUCAAGGAUAUAAUAAAUUUAUCAUCACUGAACGUGUCAGUAUGCAAAAUAACACAUCCAUCUCCAAGAUACCCUCUAGAUAAGGAAGAUUAUCAUUCAAAAUAGAGCAAAAACCCUUGUCAACCUAACCUAAUGAGAGUAAUAAAGAUGGCAAACACUAAAAAUCUACUUCAAAUACAAAAAAACCAACUGAAAUCAGCUCCAAUUAGAAACUCUUACAAAUGGAUUCUAUAGCUACACAAAUUUAAAAUAAUAUUUAGAAUAGGUUUCUAAUUUAUAAAAAGAAAAUCAAACAAUGAGAAUAAAUUUUUGAUUUUCC